UGCACAGAUAUGGGUACAUCUAACAGUUCAAACUCAGGUACAAAAAGACACUGUUUCCGUAGUUUGUGCUCAAAUUCUUGUUAAUCACUGUUUUACUUGCUUGGACUUCAAAUUCCCUCCAUCUUAUGUCAAUGUUUACAAAGUUUCCCAAUCUGCACGACUAACAGGAUUACUGCUCGGGUGUCCGUGUGUAUUUUUAAGUAGCUGACAGACAACAUAAAAAAUACGCAGCUCUGCAACAUUUGACUAUUGCAUAUAGAAAUAUGCAGACGUAGACGACUUUUUUGAGGUACCGUGCUAACAUUUGUGGUAUAUAAGGCUUGAAGUCUGAAUAGUCCAUCUAGUGUUACAAGCAGAGCUGAACCAAAAGCAGAUUUCCGUGAAGAGCACUCAGCGUGCUUCUGCAACACAAACACGGCUGGCUGUGUAACCUCUGGGCCAAUCAUAUGCAAACAUCCCACUGCACUUUGCCACGAGCGGCCAAACGUCUGCAGUCAUUGACGUCUUGUUGACAGCAUUUUCACCGGAGUAGGAUGGCGAGGAUUCACUUACCACUCAUCGUCUGUCUGCUGCCACUGGACAUCUGGAUCAGCUGUGAUGCCUCUGUGUUCCCAGUUGUUCCCAGGCACACAGCAGGGUCUUUCUUAAAGAGACAGAAGCGAUACAAUACACCAUUCGAGGAAAUCAAGCAAGGCAAUCUGGAGCGCGAGUGCCAUGAGGAGAUGUGCAGCUUCGAGGAAGCCAGGGAGGUCUUCGAGGAUGGAGAGAAGACAAGGGAGUUUUGGAUCAGUUAUAGAGAUGGGGACCAAUGUCUGUCCUCUCCAUGUCAGAAUGGGGCAGAGUGCAAAGACGCUAUAAGCUCUUACAUAUGUUGGUGUCCUGUUGGGUUCAGUGGGAAAAACUGCGAGAUAGAGUCUAUGAGGCAGUGCGAUAUGGACAACGGGGGCUGCGUGCAUUUCUGCAAGCCUGAUAAAUUCCGAGGGGCGGUGUGUGAAUGCGCAGCCGGGUAUAAGUUAGCAGGGGACGGAAGGACCUGCGAUCCUGAAGGAGACUUUCCCUGUGGUAGACUUGCAGUUAAUGUCAUUUCAGCUUUAUCUGGUCGGUCUGCACAGGCCGACCUUCCAGAGGAAAACCUUAAUGACACUAUUAAUAAUUCUCUACUCCUGCCUAAACAAAGCGGGCAUGUUGACAGCACCACCAACCAUUCCGCAACUAAUAACGUUACCUGGAAACCAACUCUUAGCGAGCUGCCCUCCUGGGCCUUCUCCCCCACCUUGCCCACCAUCCAGGAGGAGGUGGCCACAGACAAGCGCAUCGUUGGGGGCAAUGAGGUUACUCCUGGAGAGAUCCCUUGGCAGGUGGCACUGAUUGACAAUGACAAACGAGUGAUUUUCUGUGGAGGAUCCAUCCUCAGUGAGCGCUGGGUCAUCACAGCUGCCCACUGCCUGGAGAAGAUCACCAUAGACUCUUUCUUCGUCCGAGUGGGGGAGCACAAUGUGCACAGAAACGAAGGCACCGAGGACGACUACGAGAUUUCCGAGUGGCAAGUGCACAACAGCUACAAUGCUAGCAAGAGCAGGUUCAACCACGACAUCGCCCUGCUGCGACUGAAGACGGCCAUCGUCUUCUCAGAUUUCAUCCUCCCAAUCUGCCUCGGGCCCAAGAAGUUCACCGAGGCGGUUCUGGAGAGCGGUAUCCGCUCGCUGGUGAGUGGCUGGGGAAGGGUGCGCUUUGCGGGGGCCGAGUCCCCCGUGAUGCAGAAGGUGGAGGUGCCAUAUGUUCAGCGAACCGUGUGCAAGGACAGCAGCAGCAGCCACAUCAGCCGCUACAUGUUCUGCGCGGGCUACCUACACGAGCACAAGGACGCCUGCCAGGGAGACAGCGGGGGGCCACACGCUAGCAAGUACCGGGACACCUGGUUCCUGACCGGCAUCGUAAGCUGGGGGGAGGAAUGUGCCAAAGACGGCAAGUUUGGCGUCUACACCCACGUGUCUUACUACUACCACUGGAUCAGCUGCAUCACUGGCAUGAAGAGGAGCCAAAACAAUCUGGACGACAAAGCUGCCAAUCAACCUCCGUCAUGCAAUUUCAUGAAGAGAAACCUUCAGUAAGAACGCACACACACGGAAUGAAAGUUUGCGACGCCUGUUUAAAGUUUGUUUCGCUGUUCUCGGUUUUUAAUCUUCAUGAUUAUGGCUCAUGAUCGAAGAAAAAUUCUGAAAGGUUUCAUUUGGACGGCAUGCUACAGUGGAAGCAGACUAACACAAAACUGUGCUCUUCCAUACAUGCCAAAUGCUUGAGUAAUUGGCAAAAAUUAGCUAAGUACUGUAUGAACCUAUUAACCAGGGAGGCUGAUUAACGGGCUGCGGAAGUUACCCACACGUAGAACUCCAUUAAGGUGUUUAAUAUAAUUAAAUUGCAUCACUAUCGUAUUGUUUGAUAAUCAUUGGAUCAGAAUGUGCUUUAUACUGUCUUAUUUACAAUCUAGAUAAUAUAUUUAACACAUAUACAUUUUUCCGCUAAACAAAUGUGUUUUUGCCAGUUGGCAUAAAGUGGUUAAACCUCUCAGGGCACAUUGUGAAUCACUCAUCUGUAAUCCUGCUACUCCAGAGCUUAAAAAUAGUAGUUUUGUGCCAU
Messenger RNA from Paramormyrops kingsleyae, 2637 nucleotides. RefSeq names its product coagulation factor IXb (gene f9b). NCBI's taxonomy places the organism in Eukaryota, Metazoa, Chordata, Actinopteri, Osteoglossiformes, Mormyridae. Gene Ontology annotation, molecular function: serine-type endopeptidase activity; calcium ion binding. Gene Ontology annotation, biological process: blood coagulation; proteolysis. The record is from RefSeq and is a predicted model, not a curated record. Gene Ontology annotation, cellular component: extracellular region.